AUGGACAAGAAGCUUGGGAUUAAGAAACCUCUUAUACAAUUGAAGAAAGGAAGCAAUCAACAAAAGAUAUCGCCACCUCUCACUCUGACAAAGAAAAGGAGCUUGCAUGUGCAAUUAUUCUCAGAAGCGGCAUAUCUUGGCUUUGUACGUUCAUUGGAUUUUCGGGGAAGUAUAGAAACAAAAAUGGUGUCACCCAAGACAGAUUAUGUUGCCUAUUUGGUGUUCAAAUUGGUAGAUACGUCCAAUGGACUUGAAUCUGCUAAUUUAACCAUUAUGUCUGUUAGUUAUAAAGCUGAAACUGCGACUGAAGAACAAGGCAACAUUGUGCAGCUAAUUUCAAAAUUUCCCAAACUAAGAGGAGAUGGAUGGAUGGAAAUAGAAUUGGGAAAUCUUAAUAGCAAGGAAGGCAGUGAUGGUCUUUUUAUAGAGAGAUUGAUUGAGAUUAAACGUCCAGAUCACGAAUUAAGUGGGUUCAACAUUGAAGGAAUUGAGUUUCGUCCUAAAAUAAUUGACUAA
Molecule: messenger RNA, 516 nt
Organism: Solanum dulcamara
Lineage: Eukaryota; Viridiplantae; Streptophyta; Magnoliopsida; Solanales; Solanaceae
Product: F-box protein PP2-B5-like
Exons: 2
Coding region: 1-516 (171 amino acids)
Source: RefSeq, a predicted model, not a curated record